Molecule: messenger RNA, 1435 nt
Organism: Cuscuta europaea
Lineage: Eukaryota; Viridiplantae; Streptophyta; Magnoliopsida; Solanales; Convolvulaceae
Source: the annotation of a GenBank genome assembly
UGCGGAUUUGCGGGUCAGACGGACCUGGCGGGCAAAUAUGCAUGCAUUUAUGUGGGCGUGUCGUGGCGGGCGAGCCCGGCUUUGUUUGUGCAGGUGUGAAUGAUAUUGUGUAGUCCGUAAUUAUGAAAGCAACAAAGUCUAUGCUCUACAUAUUGAUCGAUUCCAUUUCCCGGACUCGCCUGUCUCUCUCUUCCGAUUGUGAAAAUGUCAGGCUAUCCCAACCGAGCCUACGGUAGUUACAAUGGCCCUCCCGCGGCCCAGACGUACUCAUCAGCUCCACCCCCGUCCCAGCCGUACUCAUCGGCCGGACCACCUUCCCAGUCGUACCCACAAGCCGCACCGCCGUCCCAGUCGUACCCACAAGCCGCACCACCUUCGCAGCCGUACACAUCAGAUCCCUACAGCGCCACGGCACCCUCCGCAGCAUCUCCCUACUGGGCCCCACCACCAGGUCAAUCCCCUUACGGUGCCACCUCAUACUCGGCUCCAUCGGCCCCGUAUGCGUCCGAUCCCAGCAAACCCCAGAAAGAAAAUAAACCUCAACACUCCGCCCCUUACGGCGGCAGUUACCUUACUCCACCAGCUUCUGCACCAUACGGCAGUAGCCCCUUUUCGAAUCUGCUUCCUUCCACUUUUCCACCUGGCACCGAUCCCAACGUCGUUGCUUGUUUUCAGAUUGCGGACCAGGAUGGAAGUGGACUAAUCGACGAUAAGGAGUUGCAGAGGGCACUCUCCUCCUAUAAUCAAAGCUUUAGCUUGAGGACGGUGCAUCUUCUCAUGUAUCUCUUCACUAACACAAACGCUCACAAAAUCGGUCCAAAAGAAUUUACUGCACUCUUCUACAGUCUGCAAGUCUGGAGGGGAAAUUUUGAGAGAUUUGACAGAGACCGGAGUGGCAAGAUUGAUGCUACUGAGUUAAGGGAGGCCCUAUUUAGCCUGGGAUUUGCGGUAUCACCUACAGUUGUGGACCUGCUGGUAACCAAAUUUGAUAAAACAGGGGGAAAGAACAAGUCCAUUGAAUAUGAUAACUUCAUUGAGUGCUGUCUUACUGUGAAGGGGCUGACUGAAAAAUUCAAGGAAAAGGACAGUGGGUACACCGGUUCAGCAACUUUCACCUAUGAGUCUUUCAUGUUGACAGUCCUGCCCUUCUUCAUUGCAUAGAGAGAUGCAGUAAAUCAAGUUUCAAUGUAUGGUCUUUUAUAUAUAUGCAAUCUUCCCUUAGUUGGUGUUAUAAUUGGUAGUGUGGAUGUAAUAUCGAAUGCUCUUCUAUUUACAUUUCCUAAUUGAACAAUGUGCUACAUGUAUCAAUGUAUAUCGUUUGUGUAACACUUUCGCAUAGAUAAUAUUUUUUUUGUUCACAUGAAAAUUGGUUUAAACUCCAUCAUGAGAUCAUUUUAGUAUGAUACAUGUUCCACUUAGUAGGCGGUCAACAAAA